CGCGCUCGCGUCACGUUCCCUCUUCCACCCUGCCGAAGCUCGGCCACUCCGCGCCUGCGCAGGAGAGUCGGGAGGCUCGGGUUGCAGGCUCCGGGGCGAUAGCUCCUGUCAGUGGGUCGGUCGGUCCUCCCGCCGGCCCUCCCCCCUCCCCGUUCUCCGGGGGAGGCGCGGUGGAGUCCGCCCCCGGGAUCCCCCGAUGGGGGAGAAGCGGCGACGGCGGCAGCGGAAUAACCAAGCCGGAGCGUGAGCGGCCCCGGGGCCCCGUUCCCGGCGGAGGCCAUGGGCGACCCAGCCCCCGCCCGCAGCCUGGACGACAUCGACCUGUCCGCCCUGCGGGACCCUGCUGGAAUUUUUGAGCUGGUGGAGGUGGUCGGCAAUGGAACGUACGGACAGGUGUACAAGGGUCGGCAUGUCAAGACCGGGCAGCUGGCUGCCAUCAAGGUCAUGGAUGUCACAGAGGAUGAGGAGGAAGAGAUCAAACAGGAGAUCAACAUGCUGAAAAAAUACUCUCACCACCGCAACAUCGCCACCUACUAUGGGGCCUUCAUCAAGAAGAGCCCCCCUGGGAACGACGACCAGCUCUGGCUGGUGAUGGAGUUCUGUGGUGCUGGUUCCGUGACAGACCUGGUGAAGAACACAAAAGGGAACGCCCUGAAGGAGGACUGUAUUGCCUACAUCUGCAGGGAGAUUCUCCGGGGUCUGGCCCAUCUCCACGCCCACAAGGUGAUCCACCGAGACAUCAAGGGGCAGAAUGUGCUGCUGACAGAGAAUGCCGAGGUCAAGCUAGUGGAUUUCGGCGUGAGCGCGCAGCUGGACCGCACCGUGGGCAGGCGGAACACUUUCAUUGGUACCCCCUACUGGAUGGCCCCCGAGGUCAUCGCCUGUGAUGAGAACCCUGAUGCCACCUACGACUACAGGAGUGACAUUUGGUCUCUAGGAAUCACGGCCAUCGAGAUGGCAGAGGGAGCCCCCCCUCUGUGUGACAUGCACCCCAUGCGGGCCCUCUUCCUCAUCCCCCGGAACCCGCCACCCAGGCUCAAGUCCAAGAAGUGGUCUAAGAAGUUCAUUGACUUCAUUGACACGUGUCUCAUCAAGACUUACCUGAGCCGCCCGCCAACGGAGCAGCUGCUCAAGUUCCCGUUCAUCCGCGACCAGCCCACCGAGCGGCAGGUCCGCAUCCAGCUCAAGGACCACAUUGACCGAUCCCGGAAGAAGCGAGGCGAGAAAGAGGAGACAGAGUACGAGUACAGCGGCAGCGAAGAGGAAGACGACAGCCAUGGAGAGGAAGGAGAGCCAAGCUCCAUCAUGAAUGUGCCGGGGGAGUCGACCCUCCGCCGGGAAUUCCUCCGGCUCCAGCAGGAGAACAAGAGUAAUUCGGAGGCUUUAAAGCAGCAGCAGCAACUGCAGCAGCAGCAACAGCGAGACCCAGAGGCGCACAUCAAGCACCUCCUGCACCAGCGGCAGCGGCGCAUUGAGGAGCAGAAGGAGGAGCGGCGGCGGGUGGAGGAGCAACAGCGGCGGGAGCGGGAGCAGCGGAAGCUGCAGGAAAAGGAGCAGCAGCGGCGGCUGGAGGACAUGCAGGCGCUGCGGCGGGAGGAGGAGAGGCGGCAGGCGGAGCGGGAGCAGGAGUACAAGCGGAAGCAGCUGGAAGAGCAGCGGCAGUCAGAGCGCCUGCAGAGGCAGCUGCAGCAGGAGCACGCCUACCUCAAGUCCCUGCAGCAGCAGCAGCAGCAGCAGCAGCUCCAGAAGCAGCAGCAGCAGCAGCUCCUGCCCGGGGACAGGAAGCCCCUGUAUCAUUACGGUCGGGGCAUGAACCCUGCGGACAAGCCAGCCUGGGCCCGAGAGGUAGAAGAGAGGACGAGGAUGAACAAGCAGCAGAACUCUCCCUUGGCCAAGACCAAGCCAGGCAGCACAGGGCCUGAGCCCCCCGCCCCCCAGGCCUCCCCUGGGCCCCCGGGACCCCUUUCCCAAACGCCGCCUAUGCAGAGGCCGGUGGAGCCCCAGGAGGGACCGCACAAGAGCCUGGUGGCACACCGGGUCCCACUGAAGCCAUAUGCAGCACCUGUACCCCGAUCCCAGUCCCUGCAGGACCAGCCCACCCGAAACCUGGCUGCCUUCCCAGCCUCCCACGACCCCGACCCCGCUGUGCCCGCACCCACCGCCACACCUAGUGCCCGAGGAGCCGUCGUCCGCCAGAACUCAGACCCCACUUCCGAAGCGCCUGGCCCCAGCCCGAACCCCCCAGCCUGGGUCCGGCCUGAUAAUGAGGCCCCUCCCAAGGUGCCUCAGAGGACCUCAUCUAUCGCCACUGCCCUUAACACCAGUGGGGCUGGAGGGUCCCGGCCAGCCCAGGCUGUCCGUGCCAGACCUCGCAGCAACUCCGCCUGGCAAAUCUAUCUGCAAAGGCGGGCAGAGCGGGGCACCCCCAAGCCUGCAGGGCCCCCUGCUCAGCCCCCUGGCCCGCCCAACGCCUGUAGUAACCCCGACCUCAGGAGAAGCGACCCUGGCUGGGAGCGCACGGACAGCGUCCUCCCCGCCUCUCACGGGCACCUGCCCCAGGCCGGCUCGCUGGAGCGGAACCGGGUGGGAGCUGCCUCCAAACUGGACAGCUCCCCCGUGCUCUCCCCUGGGAACAAAGCCAAGCCCGAGGACCACCGCUCACGGCCAGGCCGGCCCGCAAGCUAUAAGCGAGCCAUUGGUGAGGAUUUUGUGUUGCUGAAAGAGCGGACCCUCGACGAGGCCCCCCGGCCUCCCAAGAAGGCCAUGGACUACUCAUCGUCCAGCGAGGAGGUGGAGAGCAGCGAGGACGACGAGGAGGAGAGCAACGGCGAACCGUCAGAGGGGAGCAGAGACACCCCUGGGGCCCGCGAUGGAGACACAGACAGCAUCAGCACCAUGGUGGUCCAUGACGUGGAGGAGGUAGCCGGGACCCAGACCCCCUAUGGGGGUGGCACCAUGGUGGUCCAGCGCACCCCUGAGGAGGAGCGGAGCCUGCUGCACGCCGACAGCAAUGGCUACACGAACCUGCCAGACGUGGUCCAGCCCAGCCACUCGCCCACCGAGAGCAGCAGAGGUCAAAGCCCCCCCUUGAAGGAUGGAGGCAGUGACUACCAGUCUCGUGGGCUGGUGAAGGCCCCUGGCAAGAGCUCGUUCACCAUGUUUGUGGACCUGGGGAUCUACCAGCCCGGAGGCAGUGGGGACACCAUCCCCAUCACAGCCCUGGUGGGUGGAGAGGGCAGUCGGCUCGAUCAGCUCCAGUAUGACGUAAGGAAGGGCUCUGUGGUCAACGUGAACCCCACCAACACCCGGGCCCACAGCGAAACCCCCGAGAUCCGGAAGUACAAGAAGCGGUUCAAUUCCGAGAUCCUCUGUGCGGCCCUUUGGGGGGUCAACCUGCUGGUGGGCACGGAGAACGGGCUGAUGUUGCUGGACCGAAGUGGGCAGGGCAAGGUGUACGGACUCAUCGGGCGGCGACGCUUCCAGCAAAUGGAUGUGCUGGAGGGACUCAACUUGCUCAUCACCAUCUCAGGGAAAAGGAACAAACUGCGGGUGUAUUACCUAUCCUGGCUGCGGAACAAGAUUCUGCACAAUGACCCGGAAGUGGAGAAGAAGCAGGGCUGGACCACUGUGGGGGACAUGGAAGGCUGCGGGCACUACCGUGUUGUGAAAUACGAACGCAUCAAGUUCCUGGUCAUUGCCCUGAAGAACUCUGUGGAGGUGUAUGCGUGGGCCCCCAAACCUUACCACAAAUUCAUGGCUUUCAAGUCCUUUGCUGACCUCCCGCACCGCCCUCUGCUGGUGGACCUGACGGUAGAGGAGGGACAGCGACUCAAGGUCAUCUAUGGCUCCAGCGCCGGCUUCCACGCAGUGGAUGUUGACUCGGGGAACAGCUAUGACAUCUACAUCCCUGUGCACAUCCAGAGCCAGAUCACGCCCCACGCCAUCAUCUUCCUCCCCAACACGGAUGGCAUGGAGAUGCUGCUGUGCUACGAGGAUGAGGGUGUCUACGUCAACACGUAUGGGCGGAUCAUUAAGGACGUGGUGCUGCAGUGGGGAGAGAUGCCCACCUCUGUGGCCUACAUCUGCUCCAACCAGAUCAUGGGCUGGGGUGAGAAAGCCAUUGAGAUCCGCUCUGUGGAGACGGGCCACCUGGACGGGGUCUUCAUGCACAAGCGAGCCCAGAGGCUCAAGUUCCUGUGUGAGCGGAACGACAAGGUGUUUUUUGCCUCAGUCCGCUCCGGGGGCAGCAGCCAAGUUUACUUCAUGACCCUGAACCGUAACUGCAUCAUGAACUGGUGACGGGGCCCUGGGCUGGGCUGUCCCACGUGGACCAGCUCCUCCCCCACAGCCAGACUCCCCCGGGCCGCCCUUCUCUUUCCUCCCUGGGCUUUUGCUUUCCUGGUGUGAGUCACUGGAGCCUGCUGGGAACGUGACCUCUGACCCCUGAUGCUUUUGUGAUCACGUGACCAUCCUCUUCCCCAACAUGGUCUCUCCCCAAAACUGUGCCUGUCCCAGCUUCUGGGGAGAGGCACAGCGGCCCCUCACCAGGAAUUGGGUGGGCCUAGCCCCGCCCCCCUUCUCCACUUAAGGGGAGAGUGUUUGGGCCUUGGACCCCACACCCCACUGCUGCUGACUCGGCAGGGCCCUGGGCCCCUUUAUUUGCACGUCAGGGGAGCCGGCUCCCCCCUUGAAUGUACCAGACCCUGGGGGGGGUCACUGGGCCCUAGGUUUUGGGGGGGGGGUCACCAGCCACUCCAGGGGCAGGGACCAUGUCCUCAUUUUCUGAAAGCACUUUAAUGAUUCCCCUCCCCCCAGACCCCAGGGAAUGGAGGGGGGACCCCCGCCAGCCAAAACAUUUACCCCUUUUCAACCCCCAUCUCUUCUAGCCUCUGCCCUCCCCCGGUGGAGGGCGGGGGCAGGGCGCUCUCGCCCUCCACCCCUCCUUGCUUGCAUCUGUCUAUAGUGUGAGCAGCAAGUAGCCCCGUCCGCUCCCUGCCCCCACCCCUCCUCAAUGUAGUGGCCUUGGAGAUCUCGUUUGUUAAUAAAGACAAUUCAACCAGC
Molecule: messenger RNA, 5061 nt
Organism: Hippopotamus amphibius kiboko
Lineage: Eukaryota; Metazoa; Chordata; Mammalia; Artiodactyla; Hippopotamidae
Gene: MINK1
Product: misshapen like kinase 1
Exons: 33
Coding region: 280-4299 (1339 amino acids)
Biological process (GO): protein phosphorylation
Molecular function (GO): ATP binding; protein kinase activity
Source: RefSeq, a predicted model, not a curated record